This is a messenger RNA of Pseudomassariella vexata, 1059 nucleotides long. RefSeq names its product nucleophile aminohydrolase. Gene Ontology annotation, biological process: proteasomal protein catabolic process. Gene Ontology annotation, molecular function: peptidase activity. Lineage: Eukaryota; Fungi; Ascomycota; Sordariomycetes; Amphisphaeriales; Pseudomassariaceae. The transcript is spliced from 2 exons. Gene Ontology annotation, cellular component: cytosol; proteasome core complex; proteasome core complex, beta-subunit complex. The coding region runs from base 219 to 830 and encodes 203 amino acids. The record is from RefSeq and is a predicted model, not a curated record.
AGGAAAGCUCAACCUCCAUCUCAAGACGGCGGCGACCAGCACUAGACACGGGAAAUAUCACGACACACACUCUUCUUCCCCACUAGACAACUUGGUGGACGAUCAGCACGAACCCAGAUCCUUUUCUGAAUUUCUUGCAGUUGGGCAUCUCAACUUGCUACUUCGCGCCAUCCCACGAUUGAGACUUCGCUGUUCAACCAACCCACCACGCCGCAAAGAUGGAGGUUCUUCUGGGUAUCACCGGCAAAGACUUUGUGCUCAUUGCGGCAUCGAAGGCUGCCAUGCGAGGAGCAACGAUUUUGAAGACUUCGGACGACAAGACCCGGCAGCUGAACAAGCACACUCUUACUGCUUUCUCUGGAGAGGCCGGCGAUACUAUCCAGUUCUCGGAGUAUAUCCAAGCCAAUGCCCAGCUCUACUCAAUGCGCAACGAGACCGAUCUGUCGCCGAAGGCCCUGGCCAACUACGUUCGAGGUGAACUCGCAUCCAGCCUGCGGUCGCGCAAGCCCUACAACGUGAACCUCCUGCUGGGAGGUGUCGACCCCAUCACAAACAAGCCCAGCUUGUUCUGGCUCGACUACUUAGCGGCGCUAGCACCCGUACCCUACGCAGCUCACGGCUAUGCACAAUACUACUGCCUAUCGAUCCUGGACAAGCACCAUCAACCCGACAUCAGCCUGGAGGAAGGAAUCAAGCUUCUAGUGCUCUGCACCGAUGAAUUGAAGAGACGGAUGCCCAUCGAUUUCAAAGGCAUGACGGUGAAGGCAGUGACGAAGGACGGCGUCCAAGUGAUUCCUUUUGACGAUGACAAAAUUGUGAAGAGCGCUUAAGGAUGCUGCAGCGGUGGGCUGUGAAUACUUGCCGUGUAUAUUACGAAACAGGGAAAGAUGGCACCACGACCGGCUCAAUAGAUGUCAUGGAAUGAACAGGCACUAUUUCGUUGUUGAACUACUGCAUUGCACUGACACAUACCUAUGGGUUUCCCAUCUGACAGUUGCCUAUAAUCAAGUUCUGAUCUAAUUCUGAUGCUUUACUGACUGCCUAAGUAUUCAAUUCAAG